This is a messenger RNA of Trichoderma harzianum CBS 226.95, 738 nucleotides long. RefSeq lists its product as hypothetical. The record is from RefSeq and is a predicted model, not a curated record. Gene Ontology annotation, molecular function: protein binding. The annotation marks the transcript as partial. The transcript has a single exon. Lineage: Eukaryota; Fungi; Ascomycota; Sordariomycetes; Hypocreales; Hypocreaceae.
GAAAAUGUCAGAUUACAGGUGAAGCCAAGUCGAGGCCUCCCUGCUCACUCUUCCAAUGUGCACGGGCAAAACAGCUUGAAAAAUCAGGGGAUACGAAUCGUUCACGCGGCUCGCCCAGAGGGUAGCGAACCAACUAACCAGGCGACUGGAGCCAAUUUUUAUCUCCCAUACAUGUCCAAUUCACUUGCCGUCAAAAUCAAGCACACGAGGACUUCACGUGGACUUGGCGUUUUCACUACACAGAGCUUUCCGGCAGGCCACAGAAUCCUGCGUGAGGGAGCAAUCUUCAGCUGUCUUCAUCCAGCGCAGGCAGAAGAGACCGAAUGGAGGAGGUCAGUUGUUGAUCGUUGGCGCUGGCUCGCGGUGCUGGACCAAAGCUGGUUCAAGGAUCACUUCCCCCAUAUACAAUACAUGCCAUUGGGAACGCUAGAGCUCACGCCACAUGAGGCCACUAAGUUUCUCUGCUUCCUUUUGGAGUACGCUUUCAGCAAUCCCCAGCGAAACAGGAUAAACAUCUACCCCUUUGCGUCUCACAUAAACCACGCGUGUGACAAGUGCGCCAAUGCUCAAUUUUGGAUCCAAGCAGAGGCACCGGUCAGGAUCACCGUCAGACUUCUCAGGAAUGUGAGGAAGGGUCAGGAAAUAUUCAUCAACUAUAACAGACCUUCGGGCAAUACGUUUGGUUGUGCCGUCUGCGGCGCUCGGGAUGGGGAGACAUCUCGCUUUAGACAAUUCUGG